AUGGCAAGCAACAGUAGUUUAGUGGUGAGUGUGCUGGUAUUAGUGGUAUGUUCACUCUUCCAUAACCUGGUCAUUGUCUCCGGGCAGAAUGUGCCGGCAGUGGCACUGUUCACAUUCGGCGAUUCCAACUUCGACGCCGGAAAUGAAAAGUUCCUCACAAGUCGUACACUUGCUCAAAACUUCUGGCCUUAUGGUAAAUCCCGAGAUGACCCUAACGGAAAGUAUUCUGAUGGCAAAAUCAUCCCGGACUUUAUCGCAAAAUUCAUGGGAAUUCGACACGAUCUACCGCCGGCGUUUAAACCGGGCGUUGAUCUCUCACGAGGAGCCAGCUUCGCCGUUGGCUAUGCAUCGAUUCUUGGCUCUCCCAAAGAUUCUUUGACUAUGAAUCAACAAGUGAUGAAAUUCAGGCAGAUGUUAUCAAAUUGGAAAGAAGAUUACAUUACAAAAUCAGUGUUUAUGAUUUCCAUUGGUAUGGAAGAUUACUACAACUUCACCAAAACCAAUCCUAAUGCCGAUGCUUCUGCUCAACAAGCUUUUGUCGUUUCUGUCAUCAACCGGUUAAAGAGCGAUAUUAACAUGUUGUAUUCAUCGGGAGCUAGUAAAUUCGUGGUACAUAUGAUAGCGCCACUAGGUUGUUUACCGAUCGUAAGACAAGAAUUCGAAACUGGUAGCGAUUGUUACGAGAAACUCAACGAUUUGGCUAAACAACACAACGCUAAAAUCGGACCAAUGUUGAACGAAUUAGCGAAAACCAAACCGGGUUUCCAAUUCACAGUCUUCGAUUUCUACAAUGUCAUUCUUCGCAGGACACAAAGAAACAUGAAUUACCGGUACUCCUUUACGAAUAUAUCGUGCUGCGGUAUUGGGUCGCACAACGCGUAUGGUUGCGGUUUACCUAACGUUCACUCGAAGCUAUGCGAGUAUCAAAGAUCUUACCUAUACUUUGACGCUCGUCAUAACUCAGAGAAAGCACAAGAAUCGUUCGCUCAUCUUCUCUUUGGAGCCGACCCAAACGUUGUCCAGCCCAUGACCGUUCGUGAGCUUAUUGUAUAUCCUGUUGAUGAGCCUAUGCGUGAGUUUUGGGUGGAACCAAUGGACGAUAAUUUAUUGUUAGUCCACGACACUGACGUCGAUGCGAGUGGAUCUAUGUUCAUCGUCUAG
Messenger RNA from Thlaspi arvense, 1161 nucleotides. The record is from the annotation of a GenBank genome assembly. NCBI's taxonomy places the organism in Eukaryota, Viridiplantae, Streptophyta, Magnoliopsida, Brassicales, Brassicaceae.